AUGAGCGCAACCAGACUUGGGACGAGACCAUUGAGUACGUCUUUGCGUUUCUUUCAACAAAAGUCACAACCGCGAUUUGUGAAUACGAUUCAAGAAGUGUCAAAACCUGCGCAAGAGGACUCUUAUGAAAUAACGCGACCCAUUGGGUUGACUAAACCGGUCUUGCUCAAUCAUAAAUUGUCUGACACAUACUCCUUUGCGAAUAUUGGACAGGAACUAUUCGGAGCUCAAGCUAAAGAGAGGAGGCAAAAGAAUCUCGACUACGACAUCAAACACUCACCAAUUUACGAUAUAAAGUCAUUUCAGAAUACGAAAGGUAAAAUAUUCAAGCCUCCAAUUUCGUGGUUCAAGCAGGACAAGUCGCUAUGCUUUCCUGACUUUAUUGCGAAGACUUUGACAGGAAAGCUGAACAGUCUAUACGAUGUUCUUAACAAGAAGUACAGCAUAGUGAGAUUAUAUUCAACAGUAAUAGGUGAGAAGUGCACAAAUUCGUACUUUAAAGUUGGCGAAGAGGACUAUUAUACUACAGAUUAUGGAAAAUUCAUAGAAAAAUUUCCCAAUUUCCAAAUUGUUGAUGUCAAUAUGCCAUCGAGUUGGCUCAAAGGAUUUAUCUUGAACUUGUCUUUAUCCAAUUUGAGAAAAAUGAUUUCACCUGAGCGUUAUAAGAAUUAUUUCAUAUUGCCAUUGCAUAUAUUGCCUCCAGAGAUUAGGGAGCAGUUACAUUGCGACAAUCAAACAUCAGGUUAUAUCUACAUCCUUGAUCCUAAUGGUAAGAUCAGAUGGGCAACUAGUGGCUACUCUACUCCGGAUGAUUUGCAAUUGAUGUGGAAAGUAGUUGGAGGAUUGGAAAAGGAGGCAGCUCAGAGGAGAAGAAGAUGA
Messenger RNA from Lodderomyces parapsilosis, 879 nucleotides. RefSeq lists its product as uncharacterized. Lineage: Eukaryota; Fungi; Ascomycota; Pichiomycetes; Serinales; Debaryomycetaceae. Bases 1 to 879 code for a protein of 292 amino acids. Gene Ontology annotation, biological process: mitochondrial proton-transporting ATP synthase complex assembly. The transcript has a single exon. Gene Ontology annotation, cellular component: mitochondrial inner membrane. The record is from RefSeq and is a predicted model, not a curated record.